Molecule: messenger RNA, 2448 nt
Organism: Plasmodium gaboni
Lineage: Eukaryota; Apicomplexa; Aconoidasida; Haemosporida; Plasmodiidae
Exons: 1
Coding region: 1-2448 (815 amino acids)
Source: RefSeq, a predicted model, not a curated record
AUGUUGGGGUCAUGUUUCUAUUCAUCCUUUGGAAAAUAUAUCCAAAUUAAGCCUUAUAUAUUAAGUUCUAAAAUAAUUAAGAAUGUUAAGUUGUUUAGUACAAGAAAGGUACCUAUCAUAUUAAUUGAAAGUAUUAAAGAUAUUAAGAAUAUGGUUAAUCAUAUCGAAACUAUUUAUUCUAACAAUAAUGAAGAAAAAAGAAAAAAUGUUUUUUCUCAUUUUGAAAAAAAUAAAAUCGGAUUUAUUUAUAUGGAUAAGAAUUGUGAAAAUUUUUAUAAUCUCUGGGAAUAUUAUCAUUUAAAAAAUGAACACAUGACAGAGAAGAAGAAGAAUGUGAAUGAUUAUAAGACAUGUAAUCAUAAUGAUAACAAUACAAAUAACAAAUUGAAUCAUAUAUUUAAAUUUUGUUCGAAUGAUGAUGGUGAUAUGAAUAUUAUGAAAAAAAAUGUUAUAGGUAUUUAUGUUCCUCUAGAAAGAAAUAUUUUUUCCUCAAAAAUUAAUUAUUUUUAUCUUUUUAAUAAUUUGAAAGAACUAAUGAAAGGGAAAUUAUUUUAUGAAAUUUAUUUUACUUUGCCAAAUUGUAUAUUCUUCAUUUCGUUCGUUUCUAUUUAUAAAAAAUUAAUAUAUUAUAACAAAUUGAUUAGAUUUUUUAAGAAAUGCUAUAAACAUAAUAAAAAUAACAAUGAAAGAAAAAACAACAAGAAGAAGAAAAACAAAAGAGGAAAUAUAUUAUAUAAAAGACAUAAAAACAAAAUAAUAAAUAACAAAAAUAAAAUGUUAAUAAAUUUAUAUAGUAAAAAGGAAAAGGAUUUAAAAAAAGAAAUGAAAUUAUAUCUUGAAAAAAUAUUUUUUAAUACAUUAUAUACAAAAGUUAUUUAUGAAGACUCAAUUGAAUUAUCAUCCUUUUUUUAUAAUUUUUUAGAAAUAAAUUUAAAAAAUGUUAUUGACAUGCAUUAUUUAUAUGAAUGUGUUAUUUCAUUAUAUAAUUUAAAGAUUUUAAAACAUGAUAUCUUUUCCACAGCACUUGUUUUAUAUCCUGAUUUGUAUAAUAAUAUCUUAAUAUAUGAAUAUAAAAAGAAAAGGGGCAAAUAUACAAAUCAUGAAUCAAAUAAUAAUAUCAUUAAUAAAUGUGAAGAAAACAAUAUAGAGGUAAAUAGUAAUUCGCAUAUAAAUAUUCAACAUUAUGAUAAUUUAUUAAAUAAAUCUUAUCUUCAUAAUAUAAAAGACAACAUUAGGAGUAAUAAUUUAAAAGAGUUACAUCCAGAUGAAUAUUUUAUGUGCACAAUUAAAAAAAAAUGUAUCUCCAUAUAUAACAAUAAUGAUAAUAAUGAAUUAGUAAAUUUUGAAAGGCACCUGUUACAUAUUAUGUACCUUUUUCCAUGUGUCUCAAAAUUAUUGAUAAAAUAUAAAGAUGUAGAAGGAUAUCAUAUUAGUUUUAAAAUUAAUGCCAUAUUAAAAAGAUAUCACUUAUUGAAUUGUAUAAUAAAUAAAUUUAUUAUGAAUAAAAAUAAACUGAAUGACAGCUUGAAUGAUAAGGAAGAAAAUGUAAUAUGUGAAGGAGGGAAUAAAGAAAGAGGCGCUAUUGAUAAAGAAUUGAAUAUAAAUUAUAAGAAAUCGAUACAAGAUAAUAAUAAUUCAAAUGGAUAUUAUAAUAAAUCGUCUGGUCAUUUUGAUAAUUCGUGUGAUAAUUUUGAUAAAUCACCUGAACAUUUUGAUAAAUCACCUGAACAUUAUGAUAAAUCACCUGAACAUUUUGAUAAAUCACCUGAACAUUUUAACAAAUCAUCUGAUCAUUUUAAUAAAUCUCCUAAACCUAAUAAACAAUUACAUAUACAUUGUAAUCAACCCCCUGAUAAUUAUGCUUCUUACCAAGACAAUUUAAUCCUUUCGUUGUGUAAGCAAAUAAAUAUUAAAGAAGAUAUAUUAUAUGAUCACAAUUUAAUUAUUGGUAAAAAUAUAUAUGCAUACAUACAUGAAAUAAAUAAGACUAAUCAAAAUAUAGUGUUUCGUUUUAAUUUUAAUUUGAAAGAUAUUAAUUUUCAAAAUGUGAUAUGUUCAAAAAAUUCCUAUGAUGAGGAAGAUAAGGAAGAAAAUAUAAAAACAUUAAAUGAAUAUAUACAAAAUAUAUACAAAAAUAUGUUUUUAGAUGAUAUUAUAAUAGAACAACGGAAUGAGCACAUUUAUAAUUAUAAAAAUAAUAUAUUAGUAGGAUUAUUGCAUGAUAAGGAAAAUAAUUUUCAUUAUUUUUCUGAUAAAAAUGUUGGAGAUAUUGUAUUGUGCACAGUGCGUAAUAUUUCUUCAUGUGGCAAAUAUAUAUAUAUAGAACGCUUUGAUACAAAAAAUCUUAUAUUUCUUUUUCGCAAGGAUAAGUAUGUAAAUUUAGAAAGAAAUUAUAAUUAUGAUGAUAUAAAUGAAAUUAAUGAAGAUAUGUUGAAAGAAAUAAUGUAG